CCUCCAGGUCCGGCAGGAAUCCCCCUGUUGGGGAACGUGCACCAGCUUAAUUUGUCUCAACCUUGGCUCACAUUUACGGAGUGGAGAGACUUAUACGGCGACAUCACGUACUGUCGACUCGCAAAUCAAGACAUUAUCCUACUCAACUCGGAGGAGACGGCGGCUGACCUGUUGGACAAGCGGUCGCUCAACUAUUCCGAUAGGACGAAUAUGUCAUCUCUGCUUGAGACAUAUUCACUGGGAACAUUGACCCCGUUCUUGCCCUACGGUGAUGUUUGGCGUUCGCAUCGGCGCAUUUUCAAUCAAGGAAUGCGCGGGGAUGUGGUUGAAGCGUAUCAUCCCGCGCAGGCGCAAUGCGCUCUCGACCUUGUGGAC
Molecule: messenger RNA, 375 nt
Organism: Coniophora puteana RWD-64-598 SS2
Lineage: Eukaryota; Fungi; Basidiomycota; Agaricomycetes; Boletales; Coniophoraceae
Product: cytochrome P450
Exons: 3
Molecular function (GO): heme binding; iron ion binding; monooxygenase activity
Source: RefSeq, a predicted model, not a curated record